AUGGACGACAGUCAUUGUCAGACGUAUAAACGUGUGGUAACACAAUUCGAUGUUGUUAGAGCAUCAGAUAUAAUGAUACUAAAUAAAUACGAAAAUUUAACAAUAAUUUGGUUUAGUGAUAAUAUUGAUGCUGAAAUACGACAGACAUUAGAACAAUUACAUCAACAUAUUAUUUUAUGUUAUAACUACCAAGAAUUAACAGAUUCAAUAAACGAAAUUCAAAAUCAUAAAAUUAUUUUAAUUGUAUCCGGUCAAAACUCACGAGAAACAUUAACAAAAUAUCAUCAAAAUUCAAAAGUUGAUUCAUUUUACAUAUUUUGUAUGAAUAGUCAAUUUUAUCAAGACCUAGUUCACGAUAAAAAAUACUCAAAAUUAAUUGGAAUUUAUACGGAAUACGCACAAUUAUUUGCCAUGUUAGAAAGAGAAUUACGUUCUGUACUACGACAUCUCUCAAUAUUUAAAAUAUUUGAACAAAAUAAUAAAUCAUUAAGAGAUUUAGACAAUGAAUCUGUUGAUUAUUCAUUUUAUCAAACACUUCGUGAUAUAUUAUUGCAUGCAGAUAUACCAACUCGAAACGCGAAACAAGAAAUGAUUGACUACUGUCGUUCUUAUUAUCAUCGUGAUGAUGUUAGUUUAAAGCAAAUCGAUGCAUUUUUUCAAUCAUACAAAUCAACAGAAGCCGUUCAAUGGUAUACGAAAAACUUUUUCCCAUUUAAUUUUGUCAACAAAGCGUUGAGAACAGAAGAUGUUGAUGCUCUGUUCAAUUUAAGAUAUUUUAUUAUUGAUUUGUGUAAACAAUUACAAUCACUAUUCAAUGAAAACUGGGAACUUUAUCAAGAAAUUUAUGAUACAUUUAAUGUUUAUCGUGGCUUAACCUUAUCGCAGAAUGAUAUUGAUGUACUGAAAAAUUUAAUAGGAAAAUGCGUGUCAACUAAUGGUUUUUUAUCAACAAGUCAAUCACAUCAAGUAGCGCAAUUAUUUGGCGAAAAUGUAUUAUUCGAAAUUAAAGUUGAUACAGAAUUACGCAAUAUUGUUUUUGCUAAUAUAGCACACCUCAGUAUGAUGCCAGAUGAGGAAGAAGUUUUAUUUGAUUUGGGUACAUUGUUUCAAAUAACAAAUGUUGAAUACAACGAAAAUGAUAACAAAUGGAUUGUAUCGAUGAUAGGUAUAAGUGACACUAAAUAUAGAGAAAAUCCUCGUAUUAAUGAUCUUCAAAAAUACGCACAACUGCUAUCAGAUGGUCAAACAGCGUGA
This is a messenger RNA of Didymodactylos carnosus, 1254 nucleotides long. The record is from the annotation of a GenBank genome assembly. NCBI's taxonomy places the organism in Eukaryota, Metazoa, Rotifera, Eurotatoria, Philodinida, Philodinidae.